UUGGAGAAAACAUUUAAAACAUUUUAUUUAAGCUAAAAAAAUAUAUUAAAUUCAUGUUUCAUAUUUCUUACACUUACUAUUUAUCUGUUUUCUGUUCAUUAGUUCUUUUCUGUGUUCAGGUCGUUCUCAGUUAUUUUAGAGAAACAUCAAAAAAGAAAAUUAUACAUAUGGAAAACAACUAUAAAAUCCAAACUGAGGAUGAACAAAAGGUAAACUGCAGUUUGAAAAAAAAUUUCCAGCAGAUUCCAUAUUCAAUGACUCUGAGUAAAGAACUGAUAUCUGAAAAAUCUUCAUACGUUGACAAGCAAAAUCAGAAUUUAAAAAUGCAGACUUCGUUGAGUGAUGUGGGACGAGAUGAGAUAGUCUCAGUAUUUGUGAGGACAAGUCAACAGCUGCAGGAUAUGGUGCGAGGGUAUGAGCUGAAGGUGAACCAAACAACUGACCACAUAAGCUGUCUGCAGGAACAUAUCAGUCUACUGCAUAACCAACUGGCAGCCAAGAACAGAAUGAUUGCCCGCAUGUGUGACCAGUACCUGACUCUUGCAAAGCAAAAACAGUUUUCGGAGGCACAUCUACAACGAAGAAUUGAUGAGCUGAACUCAGUGAUCGAGGCUUGUGUACAGAACAAUAGGCUCAAAUUACAAAAGCAGUUAGUUCAACAAAUUAACCACAGUCGUCACCUUGAGUAUCAAAAUGAAAAUCUUGCCCAACAAAUAAAAAAGAUAUGCAGACAGAAAAUUGGAUAAAUAGAUUAUUGUAUAGACUGAAAUAAAUGGGUUUAAAAUGUGCCGUAAUAGGA
Molecule: messenger RNA, 799 nt
Organism: Homalodisca vitripennis (glassy-winged sharpshooter)
Lineage: Eukaryota; Metazoa; Arthropoda; Insecta; Hemiptera; Cicadellidae
Exons: 4
Coding region: 54-746 (230 amino acids)
Source: RefSeq, a predicted model, not a curated record